AGUCCGUUCCGCGAUCUUUGUGAUUCACCGCCCCUUCACCGUCGCCGUUCCUUUACAUCCAUCUCUCCGCCAAAGAAAGAGCACCAUUGUAUCAUCAAAAAAUAUAUAAAUUUAUUCCUUAAUUUUAAAAUAUCAAAACGAACUCUAAACCGCCGUAAGAAGCGCCUCUUUCUGUGUCGUUGUUUCCAAGUGCAAAUCAAUAACGCAAAAUAAAACAAAAAGACACUGCGCGCUUGUUUCUGCGAGGUGCUCGUCGUUUCUCUCCCCGUUCAAUAACUAAUAUAUCCUCUAUUAUUACAAGGUAUUCAUCAACGGAGGCACAUAGAAGCGCACAUACCAACUCGCAGCACAAGCAAGCAAUCAAAGAAGAGAGAAGUGCACACAUCUCUAGAAAGCUUAUUCAAUAAUAUAAAAGACAUUUAAGAACGAGAGAGUGAGAUGUACAACGACGAGGAGCUCACGCUUGGCACCACGCACGUGUCGGAGGAAGGCGAAGAAGUGUUCGCGACUCGCAACGCACGCCGUCGCUCCCCAGUGACCGACGACGAUGAGGACGCCGCUGGUCGGGUCAACGUCAACGAGAACCACGAGCCGGCCGCACCAGCACACGCACAUGCGGAAGCCGCCGUCGCCCCCUCGCACGUGCUCACCAAUAAUAAAAGCCCGGACGCCACCGCACUGCCACCGCACAAGCAGCAGCCACACAUGUCCGAUGAGCAGGCCGCCGUCAUCGGCGAAUCGAUCAUGCGGGCCCUCUCAGGCGAGGAGGUGUUAGAGCACUUUUUGAAAAAGUACCCGCGCCCCACACCCGGCAGCGGUGUCGGGGUUGGCCCGAUCAAGUCCACCACCCAGGGCAAAGACCGCAGCGGCAUCCCGCACGCGCCGAACUACCAACAAAAGAAGGUGGAGCGCAUCCGCGAGAAGCGGCGCACGCUGCACGAGCUGCACGACUGGGAGUACCAAGCAGCCUCGGUGACGCCGCGCCGUGCCAACUCGGCGAUUGUCGGUCUGCACAGCUUCGGCAUCACCUUUAUCCUCUUCGGCCUGCACUACACCGGUCACUUUAAGCUCGACACCGUCGUCCCGUCCAUGACGAUCUGCUUCGGUGGCACGGUGCAGCUGAUCGCGGGGCUGCUCGCCUGGGUGCACGGCUCGACCUUCGCCUACGUUUCCUUUGUCUCCUGCGGAGGUUUCUUGCUGUCCAUCACGGCCAUCUGGAUGCUGCCGAACUCCACCUUCGUCACGGCCGAGCCGGUCCUGCAGUCGAGCGACUACUUCGUCGGCGCCUUCUACGCGAUAUGGGGAGUCUACUCCACCAUCUUUUUCUUCUGCACCCUGCGGAUGAACCUGUGCAUUCUGCUCAAGGUGCUGACGACGGCGCUGUGCUUCCUCUGCCUGGCGGGUGGGCUGAUGGGCAACAACGACACCGCCACCCACGCCGGCGGCUACUUCGGCAUCAUCAGCGGAGCAGUGUCGUGGUACCUGUGCUUCGCCAGCCUGAUCAACGAGGUGUGGGACAUGCCCAUUGUGCCCGUGUUUCAGAUCACGAACCUGCUGGACGGCGCCCCACUCUUCGGCAAGAAGAAGGAACCGACGCCGGCGGCGGAGGAGGAAAAGAAGAAGAGAAGCGAAGGAGAAGAAGAGGCGGAGAACGUGGCGGUAAAGACACACGCAGAGGACCUGGACGUGUUGCCCUUGGCGUAA
This is a messenger RNA of Leptomonas pyrrhocoris, 1704 nucleotides long. RefSeq lists its product as hypothetical. The transcript has a single exon. Lineage: Eukaryota; Euglenozoa; Kinetoplastea; Trypanosomatida; Trypanosomatidae. The coding region runs from base 439 to 1704 and encodes 421 amino acids. Gene Ontology annotation, molecular function: acetate:proton symporter activity. The record is from RefSeq and is a predicted model, not a curated record. Gene Ontology annotation, biological process: succinate transmembrane transport; acetate transmembrane transport. Gene Ontology annotation, cellular component: plasma membrane.